Messenger RNA from Penicillium bovifimosum, 1224 nucleotides. Its product is annotated as RNA-DNA hybrid ribonuclease. The transcript is spliced from 3 exons. The record is from RefSeq and is a predicted model, not a curated record. Gene Ontology annotation, biological process: DNA replication, removal of RNA primer. The coding region runs from base 1 to 1224 and encodes 407 amino acids. Gene Ontology annotation, molecular function: RNA-DNA hybrid ribonuclease activity; nucleic acid binding. Lineage: Eukaryota; Fungi; Ascomycota; Eurotiomycetes; Eurotiales; Aspergillaceae.
AUGAACCGGUCAACGCCGUCGCCGAGUCUCGUCUCCAAAGCUUCGCCUGGCUCGAAACCCUCCCCCUCGCCGACCGCAGGUACAAAGCGCAAAAGAAACGGGGUCAAAUAUUACGCCGUCAAGGCAGGCCAUAAACCAGGCAUAUACUAUGGUUGGGAUGAGUGUCUGGCUCAAGUAACGGGGUUCAAGGGAGCAAUCUUUCAAUCGUUCCCCUCGCAAGAAGAAGCAAGCGCGUUUUUGAAAGGCAUCAAACCACCAGCAGGCGCAUCGCAGAGCUCGGAGAAUACGCGAUACUACGGAAUACAACGGGGCCGGGUAACUGGAGUAUAUACGGAUUGGACAAAGGCACAGGAACAGAUCCGUGGGUUCCCGCGACCUCGAUAUCGCAAGUUCGGCACCCGCGAAGAGGCAGAAGCGUUCGUCCGAGAGGGACAGGCUCAACCUCCAGCUGGGUUCGGCACGCCAUCUGAACCUCCCGGGACCACGAUUGAAAGACCAAAGGAUGAAGACGGAGUUGAAUAUGAGCCAGGCGACGGCCCAUUGCCGGCUGGAGCUGAGGAUGGGUUUGAUCCGAAUGUCAUUCUCGACCCAGCCACUGGUAAGGUGGUGUACAAGACCGUCUCGCAGAUGACGGCGACGAAAACACAAUCAACCGGUAUCCCGGGGAUGCUGAGGAUAUACACCGAUGGGAGUUCAUUACAGAAUGGCACCCCAUGGGCGUCGGCCGGGGUCGGGGUAUACUUUGGACCUGGCGAUUCAAGAAAUGUCUCGGAGCCACUGAUGGGUAAUCGUCAGACCAACCAGCGCGCCGAGUUGACAGCCAUCCUCCGAGCGAUUGAUAUUGCCCCUCGACACCGAGAUGUGACCAUAGUCUCCGACAGCAAAUAUGCAAUUAACUGCGUUACUGACUGGUUUGUCAACUGGCGUCGCAACAAUUGGAUGACGCGCGACAACAAGCCAGUUGAGAAUCGAGAUCUGAUUGAGUCGAUCUUGGUCAAGAUCGAGGAACGCAUCGAUCUCAAGGUCAAGACCAAGUUUGAGUGGGUUAAAGGCCACAAUAAAGAUGCAGGCAACGAACAGGCCGACAAAUUAGCAGUCGCUGGAGCCCAAGCUGGUGUGGCUGCCAGGUUCGAGUUACAGAGUAUUUUGGACGAUAUGGACAAUGAACGGGAGGAACGGGAGAGGGAACUGGAAGAGGAGGAGGAAGAGGAAGAGGAAAUCUAG